CCACAUAUUCACAAAACCUCUGAAAAAAACAUACCUAGGGCUAAUUAAAAGAAAGAAGAAGCAGCUGCUGAAUCUUCUAUUCUGUGCUUUUGUUAAAAGGAUUCCCAAAGAAAAACCAUGAAGCUGAAACAACUGGAAAGCCUCUUAGGCGGUCUUCAACAGUUCUCAAACCCAAAGGUGGAGCUGGAACAGUACCCUACUGGACCUCACAUCGCCGCUGGGUUGCUCUACACGGCUGAGAAUUCAUUUGAUGAUAUUAGCAACAAGGUUGUGGCUGAUUUUGGUUGUGGAUGUGGCACUCUAGGUGCUGCUGCUGCUCUAUUGGGUGCUGAGCAGGUUAUCGGAAUUGAUAUUGAUUCUCAAUCUCUUGAAAUAGCAUCAAUGAACGCCGAGGAUCUUGAGUUGGACAUAGACUUUAUUCAGUGUGACAUCAGUAACCUAGGAUGGAGAGGUCAAAUUGUUGAUACUGUUGUGAUGAAUCCUCCAUUUGGAACUCGAAAGAAGGGUGCUGACAUGGAUUUUCUAUUUGUAGCAUUGAAGGUUGCUUCUCAAGCUGUUUAUUCAUUGCAUAAGACCUCAACAAGAGAUCAUGUGAAAAGAGUGGCCUUGAGGGACUUAAAUGCUAGCAGCGCUGAGGUCUUGUGUGAGCUCCGUUUUGAUGUUCCCCAACUAUACAAGUUUCACAAGAAAAAAGAGGUGGAUAUUGCUGUGGACCUCUGGCGAUUUGUACCCAAAAGGAGUAGGGGAAAAGACAUUUAACUGCCUGAAUGCUCAUCGAGACCAUGCUUGAAGUAUAUCUCACAUUAAACGAACAAAAAGGAUGAUCCUUUUAACUCCCCUUGAUUUUGGUACUGGAGGUGGCAGGUGUGGCUCUGUAGGAGAAACAGAUUCAGGAAUGUGACUUCAUGUAAUAGUUGAUGAGAAAUCAAGAAAGCCCUCCGGCUCCUUAUGUGUUUGCUUCGCUAUCUUAAUUUGAGACACUUUGUAAAAUCUCUAUAUAUCAAUUUUGCAGUCUCAUCUGGAUUAGGGAAACUAGCUCAGAGCUGGGGCUUUCAAUCAAAAUCUCACUCAUCCUAAA
This is a messenger RNA of Theobroma cacao (cacao), 1078 nucleotides long. RefSeq names its product S-adenosyl-L-methionine-dependent methyltransferases superfamily protein. Lineage: Eukaryota; Viridiplantae; Streptophyta; Magnoliopsida; Malvales; Malvaceae. Gene Ontology annotation, molecular function: nucleic acid binding; rRNA (adenine-N6-)-methyltransferase activity. Gene Ontology annotation, biological process: rRNA methylation. The record is from RefSeq and is a predicted model, not a curated record.